AUGAUCUCUGAGAAAUACGAGAUCAACAUGUGGCACAAAUAUGCACGACAAUAUGAGCUGGAUCAGGCCAAUCCUUUCAACAAUGAGCUAGACAUCAUUGCCAUGUACGAGCUCACCCGCAUUCUCGACAACCAGUCAUUCAAUCGGUACAUUUUCAAAAUCUUAAACGCCAACCUAGGAAGCUUCGCCUACGAAGGGAUCAUUCACGGCGCCCACGCCCUCUUGCUGUGCAAGCUAGGAUACAAAAUAUUCAAUGAAUGGCAGGACAUACGCCUUCAGGUCCGGCCCAAGACGACGGAGCGAGAAGAGACUCCCCGUGCCAUUGUCACGACGCGCUAUGCCAAGGCGCAGGCGAAGCGAUCGAGGCUCAGUAUCCGCUUCUACAAGGCCAUCAGCGAGGACGCGCGUGUCCUCUACACGACCGACGGUGUCCUGCUACAGGAAUUGACGUCCGACGAGCAAUUGAGCAAGUACAGUUGCAUCAUCAUCGGCGGGGCACACGAGCGCAGCUUGGCCACCAAGGAGUUCUCCGAUACGGGAAGCCUAUCAUAUGAUGAACGAAUUUGCCACUCAGAACAAUAA
Messenger RNA from Anthostomella pinea, 582 nucleotides. The record is from the annotation of a GenBank genome assembly. Lineage: Eukaryota; Fungi; Ascomycota; Sordariomycetes; Xylariales; Xylariaceae.